This is a messenger RNA of Phytophthora nicotianae INRA-310, 120 nucleotides long. RefSeq lists its product as hypothetical. The record is from RefSeq and is a predicted model, not a curated record. The transcript has 2 exons. Bases 1 to 120 code for a protein of 39 amino acids. Lineage: Eukaryota; Oomycota; Peronosporomycetes; Peronosporales; Peronosporaceae.
AUGGCCGACGAUACGGACGUUGAGACGACCACGAUUGUCUCGAAGGCAUUGGAGCAAUUCCUCGCGAUGGUGGUUAAGCGCACGGCAGCGGUUUCACCGAGCAAAUUGACGCACUAUUAA